AUGGCGGGUGGAAUAAUGAAGAAAUUGCCUGAAGAUAUAAUUGUUUAUGUACUUUCAAGAUUUCCUGUUAAAUCGCUUAUGCGAUUAAAAAGCAUCUCUAAAUCAUGGUACAUUCUUAUAGAUUCGUCCAGUUUCACGCAUUUACAUCUUAAUCAUAUAAAUAAUGAAUUCAUUCUACUUACGUGCUCUGUCUACGAAGAGGAGUAUGAAAAAUUUAAAACUGACAUGUCGUUUCUCUCCAAUGAUAGUAAUGAUAAUCUUAACCCUUUUAAUCAAGAUUUUCAAGAUUGUGAUGUGUCAGAGCUAACUGCUGCUUUUAGUAGUAAUUUUGAUGAAUUUAUUGGUCCUAGCCAUGGUUUGAUUGCCUUGGUGGGUUCGAUUGACACGGUCAUAUUUAAUCCAACUACUAGACAUUAUAGGGUUCUCCCUCCCAGUCCUUUUGAUUGUCCAGAAGGUUUUUAUCAUGACAUUAAUGGCUUGGGAUUUGGCUUUGACCCAAUGUUGAAUGACUAUAAAGUUGUUAGAAUUUCAAAGGUUUACACGGAUCCUUACAAAUAUUCAUAUCAUAGUAUUAGGGAGAAAAAAGUCGAGGUGUAUGAUAUGUGGGUAGAUUCGUGGAGAGAAUUAGAUAUUUUGGAUCAACAGUUACCUGGUAUCUAUUGGUUACCGUGUUCCCAGAAGUUUUACAAGGGUUCCUGUCAUUGGUUUACAAAUACUACAGAUGAUAAUAGCGUUGCAGUUUUUUGUUUCGAUAUAACAACAGAGACUUUUCGCAUUAUGAAUAUGCCGGAUUGUUGUCACUUCUUUUAUGGACCACGUUAUGGGCUCGUAAUCUUAAUUGAAUGUCUUACAUUAAUUUGCUACCACGACAGAGAACCACAAGUUGAUCCAUCAGAAGAUAUGAUAGAUAUUUGGAUAAUGAAGGAAUAUGGUGUAUCUGAGUCCUGGAUUAAGAAAUACACAAUUCAACCUCUCCCAAUUGAAUAUCCGUUAGCAGGUUGGAAAGACUAUUUGUUGUAUUUUCAAAGCACACGUGGUCUUCUGAUUUCUUAUAAUCUUCAUUCCGAUGAGGUCAAGGAAUUAAUUUUACAUGGUUUUUCUGGAACUUUGAGAGUUGUAGUUUACACGGAAAGCUUGAUCCAAAUUCCAAGAGGAAGAGAUCAUAGUAGACAAGUUAAACAUUUUCAUAGAACGUAUAACUCUUCUACUGUGACUUGA
Solanum tuberosum (potato) is the source of this 1218-nucleotide messenger RNA. RefSeq names its product F-box protein CPR30-like. Gene Ontology annotation, molecular function: protein binding. The transcript has a single exon. The coding region runs from base 1 to 1218 and encodes 405 amino acids. Lineage: Eukaryota; Viridiplantae; Streptophyta; Magnoliopsida; Solanales; Solanaceae. The record is from RefSeq and is a predicted model, not a curated record.